Molecule: messenger RNA, 4236 nt
Organism: Rangifer tarandus platyrhynchus (Svalbard reindeer)
Lineage: Eukaryota; Metazoa; Chordata; Mammalia; Artiodactyla; Cervidae
Source: the annotation of a GenBank genome assembly
AUGCGCCCCGAGGAGGGCGGCGCGGCCGGGCUUGGCGAGCUGCGCUCGUGGUGGGAAGUGCCGGCCAUCGCGCACUUCUGCUCGCUCUUCCGCACGGCGUUCCGCCUGCCGGACUUCGAGAUCGAGGAGUUAGAAGCAGCUCUCCACAGAGAUGACGUGGAGUUCAUCAGCGACCUGAUCGCCCGCCUGCUCCAGGGCUGCUAUCAGCGAAGGGACAUCACGCCUCAGACCUUCCACAGCUACCUGGAGGACAUCAUCAACUACCGCUGGGAGCUGGAGGAGGGGAAGCCCAACCCUCUGCGGGAGGCCAGCUUCCAGGACCUUCCCCUGCGCACCCGAGUGGAGAUUCUCCACCGCCUCUGUGACUACCGGCUGGACGCUGACGACGUCUUUGACCUCCUCAAGGGCCUGGACGCAGACAGUCUCCGUGUGGAGCCACUGGGCGAGGACAGCUCAGGGGCCCUUUACUGGUAUUUCUACGGAACGCGAAUGUACAAGGAGGACCCGGCACAAGGAGGGUCCCAUGGAGAGCUCUCCCUGAACAGGGAAAGUGAAGGACAAAAAAAUGUCUCAAAUGUUCCUGGGAAAACAGGUAAAAGAAGAGGAAGACCCCCAAAACGGAAAAAACUACAGGAGGAAACUUUCAUGAGUGACAAGCAGGAAGAAAACUCCUCAGCGUCUGAGCUGCAGACGAGAAACGGGUCCCAGGGACCAGGGCAGGGCUCCUGGUGGCUCCUGUGCCAGACUGAGCAAGAGUGGAGACAGGUCACUGAGAGCUUCCGGGAGAGGACCUCUGUGCGAGAGCGCCAGCUCUACAAACUGCUCAGCGAGGACUUCCUGCCCGAGAUCUGCAGCAUGAUCGCCCAGAAGGAGACCCCUGUGCUCAGCAGGCUAGAGAAACAGAAGCGCCGGGAGGAGGAGGAGGAGCGCCAGAUCCUUCUCGCGGUGCAGAAGAAGGAGCAGGAGCAGCUGCUGAAGGAGGAGAGGAAGCGGGAGCUGGAGGAGAGGGUCAAGGCCGUGGAAGAUCGAGCCAAGAGGCGCCGGCUCAGGGAGGAGCGGGCCUGGCUGCUGGCCCAGGGGAAGGCGCUGCCCCCCCAGCUGUCCCACCUGGACCCCCAGUCCCCACCGCGGGCCGAGAAGAGGACGAGAGACCCCUUCGAGCUAGAUGAUGACUUCACCGCCAUGUACAAAGUUCUGGACGUGGUGAAGGCACACAAGGAUUCCUGGCCCUUUUUGGAACCAGUGGAUGAAUCGUAUGCCCCUAACUACUACCAGAUCAUUAAGGUACCCAUGGAUAUUUCAAGCAUGGAGAAGAAACUGAAUGGAGGUUUAUACUGUACCAAGGAGGAGUUUGUGAACGACAUGAAGACUAUGUUCAGGAACUGUCGAAAGUACAAUGGGGAAAGCAGCGAGUACACCAAGAUGUCGGACAACCUGGAAAGGUGCUUCCACCGGGCGAUGCUGAAGCAUUUUCCUGGGGAGGACGGGGACACAGACGAGGAGCCGUGGAUGCGGGAGGAGGAGAGGCGGGAGAAGAGGCGGGGGCGGGGCGCGCGCAGUCACGUGUGCACGCGCUCCCGGGACUCGGAGGCACCAGGCCGGAGGCAGCCCGCGGAGAAUGGAGGGAAGUCGCUGCCCCUGGGCCGCCGCACCACUGCUUCUGGGGCUGGUCAGAGCAGCUCCGUGCAGCCCCCUGGCCAGGUGGGUGCCUCGAAUGGCAGCUGCCUCUCUGGGCCCCUAGCCUGGUCUUCAGGACCUGAAGCAUGUACUCUCUCCUCCUCCUCCCUGCUUCUGCCCCAUGCCCUCCAGAGGCCAGCAGGACAGGGAGCAUUUUGUCCUCUCCGAGGGUCGGAUCCUGCUGAAGUCAGCGUCUCCCCUGGAGCCCCGGGGCCACCUGUCCGUGGACCUGGCCCCCAGCCCCCGCCUCUGGCUGUACAGCCUCCAGCUGGAAUUAAUCACCAUCGAGGCCCCGGGUGUGGCCCCCCUGAUGAGAAGCUGGCAUGCGGAGGGCUGGCCCCCCUUGCUGACAUGGGCUCUCGACCUGGACCCUUGCCACUUGGCCAAAUGAGUGGCCCCAGCCAGGAUGGGCGCGUGUAUCCUCCCGCUCAUUUCCAGCCAGGGCUCCUUCCUCCCAGGCAUGGGGGUGCUCCAGCCAGACCCCCAGACUUCUCCGAGAGCCCAGAAGUCCCUCCUGGCCAUAUGUACCGACCCUACAAGUACCUGAGCCGAGUGCACUCUGCGGUCUGGAACGGGAGCCACGGUGCUGCAAACCCCGGACCCUUGGGGCCAGAUGAGAAGCCCCCUGUGGGGCCAGGACCUUCUCACCAGCCCCGCCCUUUGGGUCACAUGAUGGAUUCCCGAGUGAUGAGACCUCCCCUCCCCCCAAACCAGUGGACAGAACAAUCCGGCUUCCUACCUCACAGCGUUCCUCCUUCAGGGUACCUGCACCCGCCGUGUAAACCUGGCGGACAGCGGCUCCAGCCCCCUGCAGCCCCAGCACUGGGUUCUCUGUUUGGAGCACCGGCCCCAGCCCUGCGGGGUGUGCAGGGUGGGGAUUCCAUGCUGGACAGCCCUGAGAUGCUGGCCAUGCAGCAGCUCUCCUCCCGCGGGUGCCCGCCAGGCGUGCCUUAUCGCCCCCGCCAGCCUGCACCCCCCUGCCUGCCUGGCCCUUUCCCACCCAUGGGCCUGGCGGCCCCCAAACCUGCCUCGGGGGACCCUGGGAGGACACAGGACAGCAGUGAUGUGCAGGAGCCUGAGAACGGCCAAGUGGAUCCCUUGCCCAGGCUCGAGGAGAGACCAGCGAGUGUCGGUGCUUCAGAGGGGGCGUUCCUCAAGCAGCUACCUCACCCUGCGCCCCCUCUGCAGGCCGACUUUGCCAGGCGGAGCUCACCCCAAGGAAGGGGCCCAGAGGGCCCGGAGCUCAGGCCGGAGUCCUCGGAACCUGGGGAUGGCUGCCCAGCGAGCACGGUCAGGUCUGCCUGGCUCUCAGGGAGUGGCUUCGCCAGCCCACCCACCCAGGCGUGCACCCUGGCAGACCUGGGGCCACUGCCUGAAAACGGACUGCGGGUGGAAGCCUCCCCGUGUGGGUCCGAGGGCAAGGGCAGGGCGCCACCUGAAGCUGGGCCCCCUGCAGAGCCUGCAUGCUCCCCUCUGUACGCACCUGGCUUGGAGUUCCCCAGCUCCGCCACACGGUACCAUGUAGGCCCAGGCCUGCAGGCUGUGGGUCCUGUGAUGGGGGGCAAGCCUCCAGCCCCGCACCCUCCUCCCUUUCCCCCUCGGGCAUUUCAGUCUCAUGACCCUCAUUCUGGAGUCUUCCCUCGGUACCGCCCCCACCAGGGCAUGCGGUAUCCCUACCAGCCACCACCGCAGCCUUCCUACCACCACUACCCACGGACUCCUUACUACUCGUGUCCACAGACCUUCUCAGACUGGCCGAGACACCUCGCAGCUCCCGUAAGCCCAAGCGGGCCCCCACCAGCUCAGCCCGCCCCUGCCAGGCCCCUCUUCCCCGACAAGAGCGCUGUGACCGGGCUGCAGGGCUGUGAGGCCCUAAGUGCUGCCUUAACGCCCCCCACACGGGUGGACGCGGUGGAGGCCCUGAGCGCUGCCUUAACUUCGCCCACACGGGUGGACGCCGUGGCUGCCAAGACGGCUGAGGGGCAGAACCCCGGCGCCGAGGGCAAGCAGGAUGAGUCUGUGGAGCAGCCAGAGAGCCCCAAAGAGUUCCUGGACCUAGAUAACCACAACGCGGCUGCCAGGCGGCAAGGCUCCCUGUCGGCCAGCGAGUGUCUCUACGGCACGCCCCCGGCCCCGCUCGGCCCGGGCAUGGCCUUCGGUUCACCUGCCUUCCCCCCACACACAGUGAUGCUGCACGCCGGACCGCCUUAUCCCCCGCAGCGGCCGGCCACGCAUUUCCAGCCCAGGGCUUAUGCCUCCCCCUCGGCUACUCACCCACCUCACCGCCCAGUGGCGGCCCAACCCAACGGCCUGUCCCCCGAGUGCCCCCUCUACCGCCUCCCUGAGGAGGGCCUGGGCCACUUCCAGGCCGUGAUGAUGGAGCAGAUGGGCCCCGGAAAUGGGGUGAGGGCGUCCUUCCAGGAGAUGUACAGACCGUCUGGACUGCAGGGGCCCUCGGUCCAGUCCCGCCCCUCGUUCCCAAAGACACCGGCGCCAGCGGCAUCGCAGGAGGAGCUGCCCCCCCAGAAGCCCCCAACACUUCCCCUCGAUCAGAGCUAG